Molecule: messenger RNA, 3088 nt
Organism: Schistosoma curassoni
Lineage: Eukaryota; Metazoa; Platyhelminthes; Trematoda; Strigeidida; Schistosomatidae
Source: the annotation of a GenBank genome assembly
GGAAGUCUCGUGACUGACUUCAACCAAUAACAACUCCAUUUGGAGUCCCCACGUUUUCUUAUAAGAACGAGGAAAACUUUUUAUAGCCUAACGUAAUUGUAAGACAUAAAUCAGUCUGCAUAGGUCGAACAUAUCUAGUCUACAAAGGAAAGUAGCUAGUAUACUAUAGUAAACUAUAGCUAUAUAUGGCUAUAGUUUACUAACUAUAGUUUAAACAUAAGUUAUUCUCCUGUUGGAUUUCUUAAGAAAUGAAUAAUUAUUCAUUUAUUUUAUAGGAAGUCGAACAAAAUGGCUAUACUGACUAAAACAGUACGUGAGUGGCUUGAGGAUGUGCAUAAUAAACGUCUUUCUACUGCCAGUUCUGCUGAAAAUUUCAAGUUUCACAAAUCAAGAAUAAGGCAUUUGUCUGGGCCAGGCACUUUCCCAGAAAAAGAUGAUGCGUUGGGACAGGGCGGAGUACUUUACUGGAUGUCACGUGAUCAACGAGUUCAGGGUAAUACAAUCUAAGGUUAUAUUUUUUUGGCUUUUUAGUGUUAAUAAUUAGUGAGGAAAUCAUAUUUGUUGCUCAGUUUAGACUCACUUAAGUUGAUAUGCGAUUGCCAAAGCCAUAUAGGGUUAUGUCCUGAUUUACUGACAAUCUAAUUCAAGAUCAAUUCCAACUAAAUUUUUUUAUUUAUUUUAACACAUAGAUAUUGGUACAAGGAGGCACCAAAUACAUAUGCGCCACACAAAUCUCAUUUGAUAUUUGUGAGGGCUGUGAUACUGUUCGGGUGCCCAAACCGAAGCAACUACAAGCUGGGUAUUUACUUUUCUUUCGUUCUAUUUAGUUGAGAUGGAUUUGUUUAUGCACUCAGUUCUCACUAAUGUUUCUCGAACUUCGCUAUCCAUGCGUAUAUUUAAGCCCUAUAGUGUUGUGAUAUGUGUUCAAACCUAGUCAUUGCACUCAACUAUUGGUAAUUUUCCCCUAUAAUUAUUCAUUACAACAGCGUACAGGUACCUUAAAAUGUUGACUACCAGAGGUAGUAUAAGUAGAUGAUACGAAUCUCACCACGUUUAUGCAAAAUAGCCACUACCCUUUAGUGUAAUAUCUGAGUUGUCCCAGACCUUUAAUUGUCAGGUCAUCUCUUGACUAGUCUCAUCGUGUGAUGAGUAUUCUAAAUUUCACCGGUAUUCAGUAUGUUUAUCAUGUUAGAAAAUCUCAAGUGCCCUAAAGUACCUGUUAAUUCUACAUAACCAAAUCAUGUGUUAGUAUCAUGUUCGCCCCUAGAUUAUCGGAAGAUUGGUAAAUACAAAUUUGAUUAGUCAGUCUAAGUUGUUUCCAUCGUUUUCGUGAUGCAUGUUAUUAAAUUUUAGUUUAGCUGCACCGUAAUUCAUCCAUCUUUAGUGUGCUUGUCAUCGUGUGUCCUAUAGUACGCCAUCCAGAUGAGUGAUUUAAUCAGUUGUUGAAGUGGGUCUUAAAAUGUGUUAUGCAGUUUAUACGGCUUACUUGUUCCUGUUACCUGCAACCAAAUAUUUUUAUUUUAUCGGAUAAUUUAGAUAACUGGGCUUUUAUUUAUGCACAACGUCUGGCAAUUAAAUUCAAAGUCCCACUGCAAGUAUGUUUUUGUUUGGUUCCUGCUUACCAAGCUGAUACUUUGAGACAGUUUGCAUUUAUGAUUGGUGGACUGACUGAAGUAGAACAAGAAUGUCGUUCAUUGAAUAUCCCAUUCCAUUUGUUGAUUACCUCCAAUCAAAUUGAUAGACCUGAAGAUGUAUCUUCUGGAUGCAAGCACAGAUGGUCCGAUGAAAAUGCUCAAUUUAAUCAAACUGAUCAAAUAGAAAAAAACUUUCUUUAUGAAACGUAUGUUGCAAAAUCGGUUGUUGGUUUGGCAAAGCUAUUGAAUGUUGGAUGUUUGGUCACAGACUUCUGUCCUUUAAGAGCACCUCGUUCAUGGGUAAAAAAAGUUAUUGAUGAACUACCUAAUAAUAUUCCUUUUUGUGAAGUUGAUGCCCAUAAUAUUGUUCCAGUUUGGUGUGGAUCAGAAAAACGAGAGUAUUCUGCUCGAACUAUCAGAUCAAAACUAUUUGAGCAAUCUCCGAAGUUUCUAACAGAUUUCCCACCUAUUAUUAAACAUACUUGUUCAAGUGAAACUACUGUCCUUCCUCCGCCUGUUAAUUGGGAGUUAAUUUUAUCUAAUUAUGUUGGUGACAAAAGUGUGAAACCUGUGGACUGGGCUGUACCUGGAACUCGAGCUGGUUUAGAAGUUCUAUAUGAAUUUAUCGGCAAACGUUUAAAAAAGUUCGAUCCUCAUAGAAAUGACCCUGCUCAUCCAGCUCUUAGCGGAUUGUCACCCUGGUUACAUUUUGGUCAAAUCGCUCCUCAGCGUGCUGUUCUUGAAGUAGUUGCUGUUCAAAAGCACUUUGGACGAUCGGCCGAUAUCUUCAUUGAAGAAUGCUUUAACAGAAGAGAGUUGGCUGAAAAUUUUUGUUUCCAUACACCUUUCUAUGAUUCGAUUAAAGGUGCACUUGACUGGGCACGUGAAUCACUUAUGACACACUCAACAGAUAAACGAGAUCCAGCGUACAGUAAAACUCAGAUGGAAACAGCCCAAACUAAUGACGAUCUAUGGAAUGCAGCACAACGUCAAUUAGUGCUCAAGGGCAAGAUGCAUUGGUUUCUGCGCCAGUACUGGGCCAAAAAGAUACUUGAAUGGUGCGCAGAGGGUCCAGAAUCGGCUAUUCAAAUAGCAAUAUACUUAAACGAUCGUUACAGUUUAGAUGGGACAGACCCAAAUGGAUACGUUGGUAUUAUGUGGGCAAUAUGUGGUGUUCAUGAUCAAGGCUGGCCUGAACGACCUAUUUUUGGUAAAAUACGAUAUAUGAACUAUAAAGGAUGUUUACGGAAAUUUUCUGUUCCUACAUUUGUAUCACGGUACCCCGAAAAAUUGGAUUAAAUAACUAAACUCACAUCAAAGGGAGGGUAAAAUCUAAUAAUUCUAUAUAUCUGCAUUUAUACCUUUUUACCGUUUAUUUUUGCCUAUAUUUUAUUUCCAGUCUGAUCUGCUCCAAGAUAUUUGUCUCCUUUAUAUUAAUAGAUAUUUUGUAUGCC